AUGAUAACCCGGAUGCAAGGGCUGAAGCGGAAGAUGGAGACACUACAAGAGGAGGAGAAGAGCAUCCUCUCCCAGUCCCGGAAAAGGAUUGAACACCUUGAAGACCUCUUCGGCAUACAGAGCUUGGUAGAUGUUAAGUAUGACAGAUGGUCGAAGACAAGGCUGAAUAGGUUGCUGGUAGACCAUAUGCUACGUUCAGGCUACCUUGAAAGUGCAAAGCAGCUUGCACAUGAGGAAGGUCUUGAAGAUUUGGUGGAUGUACAUGUCUUUGCGCAAUGCCAGCGCAUAGCAGAGAGUCUUCGGAGAGGGGAAACGAAAGAAGCCCUACAAUGGUGUGGAGAAAACAAAGUUGCCCUGAAGAAGCUACACAAUAAACUAGAAUUCGAACUACGGAUGCAACAGUAUAUUGAAAUGUUACGUGCGGGUGAGAGAACGGAAGCAAGACAGCAUGCCAAAAAAUACCUCACACCACACAGUGAGACAUACCAAUCAGAUAUACUCCGUGCUGCCGGGCUGAUGGUCUUUCCCCCUAAUACUGAUGCCGAGCCGUACAAGGUAUGA
Molecule: messenger RNA, 561 nt
Organism: Trichophyton rubrum CBS 118892
Lineage: Eukaryota; Fungi; Ascomycota; Eurotiomycetes; Onygenales; Arthrodermataceae
Product: protein FYV10
Exons: 2
Coding region: 1-561 (186 amino acids)
Biological process (GO): proteasome-mediated ubiquitin-dependent protein catabolic process
Cellular component (GO): GID complex; nucleus; cytoplasm
Molecular function (GO): ubiquitin-protein transferase activity; protein binding
Source: RefSeq, a predicted model, not a curated record